This is a messenger RNA of Oryza brachyantha (malo sina), 3462 nucleotides long. Its product is annotated as receptor kinase-like protein Xa21. The coding region runs from base 1 to 3462 and encodes 1153 amino acids. Gene Ontology annotation, molecular function: ATP binding; protein binding; protein kinase activity. The record is from RefSeq and is a predicted model, not a curated record. Lineage: Eukaryota; Viridiplantae; Streptophyta; Magnoliopsida; Poales; Poaceae. The transcript has 3 exons. Gene Ontology annotation, biological process: hormone-mediated signaling pathway; protein phosphorylation. Gene Ontology annotation, cellular component: plasma membrane.
AUGUUCAACGGUUUAAACUCUAAAUAUGAACAUCUCCAAACUAUUCUUCCUCCGCAACGUCCCUUCCCGACGUUCGUCGAAGCUCGAAGUCAGCUCAUUCUCGCCGAGAUCAACAAGGGCUCCUCCAACCUCUCCACCAUCUCCUCCAUUGCCCUCAUUGCUGCUACCGGUGGUGGGAAUCGCAGUGGCACCGGUGGCAUGAACCCGGCGCACUCCACAGGGUUUGGGAACCCAAAUCAAGGUGGCAGUAGCACACAAGGUGGCAGCGGCAACAACAAAAAUCGGUGCUGCCGCAAGUCACGCAACGGCGGCGACAACAACAACGGCAAUGGCAGCACCACUCAAGGCACCGACAGCCAAGGAACAGCCACAUUAUUCUGCUUCUCACUGCUGCUUUUCUGCUCUGAUGCUCUGGUGUCUCCAGAGAGCAGCAGCAGCAGUGCCACUGCCAAAGCCGAUGAGCUUGCUCUGCUCUCCUUCAAGUCAGUGCUCACAUCAUCCGAGGGCUUGCUGGCAUCAUGGAACAAGUCCAGCCACUACUGCAGCUGGCCAGGAGUAGCCUGCAGCCGGCGGCACCCUGAGAGGGUCAUCUCACUGAGGCUGGGCUCUUCUGGCCUCUCUGGGCACCUCUCACCAUUUCUGGGCAACCUGUCCUUUCUCAAGGUCCUGGAUGUUCAUGACAACCUCCUAGUUGGGCAGAUACCUCCUGAGCUUGGCCUUCUCAGCAGGCUAAGGCUGCUUAACCUGAGCACAAACUCUCUCCAAGGUAACAUUCCUGUGGCUCUGGUAGGUUGCACCAAUCUCACCAUGCUUCACCUGAGUGACAACCGGUUUCAAGGUGAGUUCCCCACGGAGAUCGGUGCCAGCCUGAAAAGCCUUGUUCUUUUGAAUGUCGAGAAGAAUGGUUUCUCUGGAGAGAUCCCAAGCUCAUUGGCCAAUUUGCCUUUGCUCGAAGAGCUGAAUUUGAGAGUCAAUAGAUUCUCUGGUGAGAUACCAGCUGCCUUGGGCAAUCUCACCAACCUCUGGAUUCUUGGUCUCGACUACAACAGGUUGUCUGGUGCUAUACCUUCAUCUUUAGGAAAGUUGUCUGGUUUAUCUAGGCUCACAUUAAGCUCUAACAAUUUAACUGGGUUGAUACCCAGUUCUAUCUGGAACGUGUCAUCUCUACGGGCAUUCACUGUCCAGCAAAAUUCGCUAAGUGGAACCAUUCCUCCAAAUGCAUUCGAUAAUCUUCCCAGCCUCCAGCUUGUAGGAAUUGAUCACAACAAGUUCCAUGGCAGUAUCCCGGCAUCAAUUGGUAAUGCUUCUAAUCUGUGGCUGAUUCAGCUUGGUGCCAACUUGUUAAGCGGCAUUGUUCCUCCAGAGAUUGGAGGCUUAAGAAAUCUAAAGUUUCUACAGCUUUCAGAAACAUUGCUUGAAGCUAGAUAUCCAAAUGAUUGGAAAUUCAUAACUGCAUUGACAAACUGUUCCCAGUUUAAAAGGAUGUACUUGAGUAGUUGCAACUUUGGAGGAGUCCUUCCUGAUUCACUUUCCAAUUUGUCCAACUCUUUGACACAUCUCUACCUUGACACAAACAAAAUUUCUGGAAGCAUACCAAAAGAUAUUGAUAACCUCAUCAGCUUACAAGAACUUAAUCUUGAUAACAACUAUUUCACUGGAGAUCUUCCCUCCUCCAUAGGUAGGCUUCAAAAUCUGCAGCUUCUCUCCACAGCAAACAACAAAAUUGGUGGGUCCAUUCCAUUGACACUAGGUAAUCUAACGGAACUAAAUAUUUUACAACUCAAAGAAAAUGCUUUUAGCGGUAGCAUACCAAACAUUUUUAGAAACCUCACAAACUUGUUGACACUAAGCCUAGCCAGCAAUAACUUUACUGGUCAAAUUCCAAGCGAGGUAUUCAGCAUUGUCAGUCUCUCUGAAGGUUUGGAUAUUUCCAAUAACAAAUUGGAGGGAUCAAUACCACAACAAAUUGGAAAUCUGAAAAAUCUUGUACUGUUAGAUGCCAGGUCAAAUAAAAUAUCAGGUGAAAUUCCUAGUACCCUUGGUGACUGUCAAUUUCUCCAGAAUAUCUAUCUCCAAAAUAACAUGUUAAGUGGUAGUGUUCCAUCACUCCUGAGUCAACUGAAAGGCUUGCAAACCCUUGAUCUUUCAAGUAACAAUUUGUCUGGUCAGAUCCCCACAUUCCUAUCAAACUUUAGCAUGCUCAGCUAUGUCAACCUUUCGUUCAAUGACUUUGUUGGAGAAGUACCUACGCUUGGUGUCUUCUCAAAUGUUUCUGCAAUUUCAGUUCAAGGGAAUGGCAAACUUUGUGGUGGCGUGCCUGAUCUACAUUUGCCUAGAUGCCCAUCACAAGCACCACGCAAAAGGCGAAAAUUUCUGGUUAUUCCUAUUGUUGUGUCUCUUGUUGCAACGGUACUCCUGGUUUUAUUGUUCUACAAGCUUCUGGCUCUGUGCAAGAAAAUAAAAACAAUGAUGCCAUCAACCACAUCCAUGGAAGGCCAUCCUUUGAUCUCUUACUCAAAGUUGGCAAGGGCAACAAACAGUUUCUCAGAAACCAAUUUGUUGGGAUCAGGAUCAUUUGGUACUGUUUAUAGAGGAGAAUUAAACAACCAAGCUGGUCAAAGUAAAGAUAUUAUUGCCGUGAAAGUUCUGAAACUUCAAACUCCUGGAGCACUCAAGAGUUUCAGAGCUGAAUGUGAAGCACUGCGAAGCCUACGGCACCGGAAUCUUGUCAAGAUAAUUACAGCUUGCUCAAGCAUUGACAGCACCGGCAAUGACUUCAAAGCAAUUGUGUUUGACUUCAUGCCUAAUGGUAGCUUAGAAGACUGGUUGCAUCCUCACACAGAUAACCCAGAGUACUUAAAUCUUCUCGAGAGAGUUAGCAUACUACUUGAUGUGGCACAUGCGCUGGAUUAUCUACAUUGCCAUGGACCAACACCUGUUGUACAUUGUGACCUGAAACCAAGCAAUGUGCUUCUAGAUGCUGAUAUGAUAGCACAUGUUGGAGACUUCGGACUUGCUAAAAUUCUUGUUGAUGGCAACCCAUCGCUCCAACAGUCUAGAAGCUCAGUGGGAUUUAGAGGGACAAUUGGUUAUGCUCCUCCAGAGUAUGGAGCUGGAAAUAUGGUAUCAACUCAUGGAGAUAUUUACAGCUAUGGAAUUCUCGUGUUAGAAACGAUAACCGGGAAGAGGCCUACUGACAACAAGUUCACACAAGGAUUGAGCCUUCGUGAGUACGUUGAACUGGGCCUGCACGGUAAACUGAUGGAAGUUGUUGACACUCAACUUUUGGGCCUUGAGAAUGAGCUUCAUGCUGCGGAUGAUUCUUCAUACAGAGGAACGAUUGAUUGCCUGGUUUCACUACUCAGGCUUGGAUUGUCUUGCUCUCAGGAAAUGCCAUCAAAUAGGAUGUCAACCGGAGAUAUUACCAAGGAACUGAAUGCCAUCAAACAAUCUCUCUUGUAG